AGAAGAAGAAGCGUGCUACUACGCAGCAGAUUAGCUUCAGUAGACGUGUUACUUAAACGUUCGCGCGCCACUAAAUAUUGAUUUGCUGAAGUAGGACUGAAUGUUUACACAUCAAGUCUAUUACUACGUAAUCUAUUUUAGUGUCUAUAAAUCUGCGUGACUUGAUAAACUCAUCUCGCCGCACGCUGGAGCUUCUCGAGCAAGCUUAGCUUAGCCUACGAACAAGGACGCUUUUUUUGUUUUUGUUUUGGUGGCAACAAGCGUUGUAGUUGUUGUGUGAAAAUGUGUGCAAGGACGACAGAAGGUUACGUUCAAGAACUUUGUGGAACAAAGGAGCAGCGCGAGCGACAACGUCGACUUGUGGACGCUGUUUUCGAGCAGCCUCGAGCAGAGGUCAAUGAAAAAUAUCAUCUUCCUGAGCAACAGGAGCCAGAGUCUCCUCACAUUAAAGAAGAGGAGGAAGAGCCACUCAGUUUUAAAGCGGAAGAGAAGCCUGAGCCACCUAACGUUAACGAGGAAGAUGAGAUAAAGCCCUCCUAUAUCAAAGACGAACAGGAGGAGGAGGAUAUCACCAAGUUGCCAUUGAAUGGAGCCCCUUUGAAGAGUGAACCUGAUGAAGACAAAGUUCGAAAUGAGGAGAACAGAGCGGCAGAGCCUACAAGCAGCAGCCCAAGUCAAUACGUGACAACAGAAGGUGAUGGAGACCACUGCGGAGGAUCACAAGCAGACGGACUCUUAGCUCCACCAUCAGACAGUGACGACAUAACGUCACAUUCUUCUGACACUGACGACGAUGAACACUCGAAAGGUGACACGACGUGUCACACUGAGAGCACAGACUUGAAAUGCUCGGUGUGUGGGAAAACAUUAUGUUCAAAGAGGGGUUUUAAAAUACACAUGAGAACGCACACUGGAGAGAAACCUUAUGCGUGUUCAGUUUGUGGUAAAACCUUCGCUAUAAAGCAAAGUUUAACAAGUCACACAAGAACACACACAGGAGAUAAGCCAUUUUCCUGUUCAGUUUGUGCAAAAAGCUUCACUUUAAUGUCAAGUUUAAAAACUCACACAAGAGUGCACACAGGAGAGAAACCUUUUCCGUGUUCAGUUUGUGGUCAAAGAUUCUCACUAAAAGGACAUUUCAAAAGACACCUUAGAACACACACCGGAGAGAAGCCUUUUGUCUGCUCGGUUUGUGGUAGAAGUUACAAUCGAGAGGAAAAUUUAAAAUUGCACAUAAGAACACACACAGGAGAGAAACCUUUUGCCUGCUCAUUUUGCGACAAAAGGUUUUUUUACAAGACACAAUUAAACGCCCACACAACAACACACACCGGAGAGAAACAUUUUGCCUGCUCGGUUUGUUGUAAAAGAUUCUCUGUUAAGAGAAGUUUGAUAUGCCACAUAAGAACGCACACUGGGGAGAAACCAUUUUCCUGUUCAGUCUGUGGUAAACGAUUCUCUGUAGAGAAACAAUUAAAAACACACAUAGUAACACAUACUGGUGUAAAACCUUUCACCUGCUCAGUUUGUGAUAAAGGUUUCCUCCGCAAGGACCGAUUAAGCAUCCAUGCAGCAACACACACUGGAGAGUAACCAUUUGCCUUCUCGGUUUGUGAUAAAGUAUUCACACAGAAGGCACUAUUAAGCAUCCACGCAACAAUACGCACUGGAGAUAAACCAUUUGCCUGCUCAGUUUGUGGUUUAAAAAAAAAAAAAAAAAAGUAGAUUUGAAAAGCAAGAUUUACAUUUCCCCACCAGAACACACACUGGAAAUUUCUUGCCUGAUACGUUACUUGCAGUGAUACUUCCGUAUUGGUUAGACACAUAAGAAUGCACUCUGGUAAGAAAUCAUUUGUUGCAGUGUGUCUUAUAAAAUAUUCUCUUGUAAGGAUAAUGUCAUGAAACACAAGGGUGCUAAUGAAAAAAAGCAAACAAUUUUUCACAUAUUUGACACAUUACAUGAAUCGUUAAUAUAGUGAAUGAAUAAUUUGGGGCCCAGCAUUGACCCAUGGGGGACACGACAAGGAAUGCUCAACCAAACAUGAGUAAGAAUCACCCAACUUCACAAACUAUCGUCAGUCAGUCAGAUAACUCCUCAUCCAGUCCAACACCCUUCCCCUAAUACCAUAUCGCUCUCAUUUUAAUAAGACAUUGCGGUUUAUUAUGUCAAAAGCCACACACAUAUAUAUAUAUAUAUAUAUAUAUAUAUAUAUAUAUAUAUAUAUAUAUAUAUAUAUAUAUAGUAAGCGGUUUUUGUUUCAAUGAUUUAGUAAUUUGACACUAUUAAUGCCAGUGAUGUUGAUCUGUUUGAUAUGAAUCCAUACUGACUGUUGUUAAGUAAUUUGUUUAUUUAUGCAACGUAUGUUAAUGGUUUUGAAAUUCCCUCAAUUACCCUCAAGUUAGGGUUAGUUAUUUCAAUAUCAUCAGUCAGUUAAUUUUUGUUUGUUUGUUUUUGAGUUUAAAGACAAAUUCAACAACUUCUCUCUCCUCUGCUGCUGUAAGGAACACAAUUGUAAAAUCUCUAUAAGACCACCACUCCGUUCCUCUGAUGUUCCUGAUAUUUUUAUUAUAUCAGACCCAACCAGUAUUGACAAAGAAUUUAUUGAAACAAUAAACCACCUUGUUCUAAGUAUUGUCUGUACUAAAAUAUUUCAGAUAACCCACCUGUCUUAAACUGUUUUUUUAUUAUUUCUUUAGAAUUUUCCAUGUACCUUUACCAUUAUCUUUAUUCACAGCUAAUACUUUGGAUAGUAUUCUUCCUUAAGUGGUCUUAUAACAGUUAGCUUGUUUUUUAUAUUUUUUACAUUUGUU
Messenger RNA from Phycodurus eques (leafy seadragon), 2811 nucleotides. Its product is annotated as oocyte zinc finger protein XlCOF6.1-like. The record is from RefSeq and is a predicted model, not a curated record. Bases 283 to 1593 code for a protein of 436 amino acids. NCBI's taxonomy places the organism in Eukaryota, Metazoa, Chordata, Actinopteri, Syngnathiformes, Syngnathidae. Gene Ontology annotation, cellular component: nucleus. The transcript has 2 exons.